This is a messenger RNA of Capronia epimyces CBS 606.96, 1920 nucleotides long. RefSeq lists its product as uncharacterized. The coding region runs from base 1 to 1920 and encodes 639 amino acids. The transcript has 2 exons. Gene Ontology annotation, cellular component: signal recognition particle, endoplasmic reticulum targeting. Gene Ontology annotation, biological process: SRP-dependent cotranslational protein targeting to membrane. The record is from RefSeq and is a predicted model, not a curated record. Gene Ontology annotation, molecular function: 7S RNA binding; signal recognition particle binding; endoplasmic reticulum signal sequence receptor activity. Lineage: Eukaryota; Fungi; Ascomycota; Eurotiomycetes; Chaetothyriales; Herpotrichiellaceae.
AUGAAUAUCACGGGCUCGGUGGUCUCUGAGCGCCAACGCGCGUUGCUCGGAGGCGACUACAAUGCCUAUCAUGUCCAAGCUACCCGCCGAAUUCACAACCUGCGGCGAAGACUGGGAGCCACGAACCGCGGGAGAAAGUACACUCCGAAAUCUACAGUCACCGCCGAAAACGUCGCGCAAAAUGCAGAAUGGGUGCAGCUCUUGCUCGCCAGUUCGGAAAGAGCGUGGGCAGAUUCAAUGGCUAUGAAGUCGGCGCAAUCCACCGAGAACACCCAAAAGGCCAUGCCAGGCUCGACGAAGCGACAGAUAGCCUCGAGGCUGCGACGGGCUAUUCUGUACGCCGAAAACCUUGUUUCGAUCCUCCAGCAUCGCAGCACCAUUGGAGCCAAGGGCAUCGAUGAUUUGGAGGCACGGGCAUACCUGUCCAUGCUUAAAGGAAGUCUUGACUUCGAAAAAGGGCGCUGGCAAGCAUGCAUUGAACACUACUCUAUUGCACAGGCCGUGUAUACGGCGUUGGCACGCAGCUCUCAAGGGUCAGACACAUACAAGGAACUAUUGUCCAGCAUCGUCGACCCGAGCAUUCGCUACGCAGCAUAUCAACUGAAAAUACCCCGAACAAAAGCGACUGCCGAGAUUGCCAUCGAGAACUUUCCCACGUCCGAGCCGGCCCUGCGGAAAGAGGUGGAAGAAAUUGACCCGCAGGCGUUUGUCUUGGGGACGGAUGCAGCUGCUCCUACCAGCGGAGGGCCCCAGGAAAAUCCGUCUACCAUCUCCUGGAGGAGUAGGCAGGUGAAUCUGGAAGAUGCUAAUAUCUCCCAAGCACUAGGAAUCUCGAAGAAACAAGAAGACACCCUGGCCGCGGCGUUCCAGUCUUUCCAAGAAGGCCGCGUGAGUGCCAAAGAUCUUGCAAGCGCAUACGAAGAGGUCAUCACCGCUCGUCAGGACGCUGCGGACGCUACCAAGACCGCCAUUGACGAGCUACUUGCAGAGGGAGUCGACCCUGGAGACGCUCGCAUGCAGUCUCUGCAAGUCACCCGCACGGCUGUCAACUACGCCGUUAUCGAAUGGCGGAUUGGACGGAACCGAGUUCUCUGCGGACCUGAGGACGGUCUACGUUUCACUGCGGAGAAGCAGAAACAGCCAGUCAAACCGCGCAAAGACGGCAAGGCUCGAGCUGUUAAAGAGGAGAGUUCAGGCCGGAAAUUGUCCCGCCUCCGAGAGCGAAGUGCGCUGUAUGACUCAAUCCUCCAAAGUCUUGACGCCGUGAAGGAGCUCCCGGGCGUCAUCGCCGACAGCGCAUUCGUCGUCGAACUUGACGCAAAGCGCGCUUACUUCCGGGCACUGAAAUGCCUCGCCAUCGGCCGCUCCCACGCGAUCAACGACCAUAUUCCGAACGCCUUGGCUCUGUACGCCCGCGCGCUCGAACUAGCUCAGGCAGCAUCGAGUAAUCUACCCGAGAACACGUCUUUUCCGGGCUUGCCGCCAAAACUAGACGUGUCCAGCCAGGCAUUGGCUCAGACCACAUCGACCCUGAGCCGACUUGUAACGCAGUACCGCGCCCUUGCCGAAUUGAAAGCCUUGACACCGCAAUCCCAGUCCGACAAAGACGGCAUUGAGAACGAGACGGCAGGGCCGUCCUUCAAAUCCGCCCCUCUGAUCGAGCGCCUGAAUCACCACGAAUACAUUGACCACGUGGACUUGACAAACCUAGUCAACUACCCGCCAAAGCUGCGUCCUGUACCCGUGAAGCCGUUGUUCUUUGACGUCGCGUGGAACUACAUUCUCUACCCUUUUGAGAAACGCGAUCAAGAAGACGAAGGCGCAGUGAAUGGGAAAGCGGACGGCGGUGCCGCCGUGCCGGAGAAGAAGCAGGAGGAACAGAAGCCGACGAGGAGGGGUUGGUUCGGGUUUGGACGGUGA